Molecule: messenger RNA, 1761 nt
Organism: Tauraco erythrolophus (red-crested turaco)
Lineage: Eukaryota; Metazoa; Chordata; Aves; Musophagiformes; Musophagidae
Source: RefSeq, a predicted model, not a curated record
GUGAAUCUGGUCCUGAAUGAAGGGAAAUCCCUGGGCCUCAUGAUCCGAGGAGGGGCAGAAUAUUCCCUGGGUAUCUACAUCACCGGUGUGGAUAAAGGCUCCGAAGCAGAGAGCACUGGCUUAAAGGUAGGAGACCAGAUCCUGGAGGUGAACGGCAGGAGCUUCCUCAGCAUCCCCCACGAUGAGGCGGUGAAGCUGCUCAAGUCUUCCCGCCACCUCAUCAUGACGGUGAAGGACAUCGGGAGGCUGCCCCAUGCCCGCACCACUGUGGAUGAGACCAGAUGGAUAACGAGCUCCCAGAUCGGAGAGACCAUUGUCAACUCCGCAGGAGAGACGGCUGCCCUCCUUGGCAUCCCAGGCCAAAACCUCAUCUCCUGUCUUCUGCAGCCUGUGUUUUACCGGGGCCUGGCAGGCUCCCAGGUGACGCUGAGCAGCAUGGUGAACCAGACCCGCGUCAUGCUGGAGGAACAGGCGCGGCACCUGCUCAAUGAACAGGAGCGGGCGACCAUGGGCUACUACCUUGAUGAGUAUAAGGAAGGCAACAUCUCCGUGGAUGCUCUGGUCAUGGCGCUCUUCGAGCUACUCAACACACAUGCUAAGUUCUCACUGCUUUCAGAGGUGCGGGGUAUGAUCUCCCCCCAAGACCUCGACCGCUUCGACAACCUGGUGCUGAAGAGAGAGAUCGAGUCCAUGAAGGCUCGGCAGCCCUCGGGGCCCAGCAUCGGCACCGACUCCUACUCCAUGAUGUCCUACAGCGACACCGUCUCUUCCUCCAGCAGCCACUUCACUGCCACGACCGUCAGCUCAGCCCGGGAGCGGCUCCUGUGGCUAAUAGACCUGAUGGAGAACACGUCAGAAUUGGAAGGAGGUGGAGACAGCCACCAAAGUAGCAUCAACACGCUGCCGGACAUCUCCCUGGAUGAUCUCUCCUCCUUCCCAGAUGAACCACCCAACUUCAAGCCUCCGCCUCCUCCUUCAGCCCCUCGGAUGCUGGACCCCUCUGCUGCCCAGCACAGGAACCCAGAGAAAGAAAAGCCCAAGCGCCCUUCCUCCGAGUCCUCUCAGUCAGGCCUCUUCUUCGUGGCCCCCCGAAACCCCACGCCCCCUCCUAGCCACUCCGAGAAGGACACCGUCAGCAUGACUUCCACUGCUACCACAUCCACCGAGGAGUCUGCCCCAAACGCUAUCUAUGCUACCAUAUCCCCAGCCCUGCACAGCUCCAGGAGGCAAAUGGAUGCCCAGCUCUCCUUGGUCAGCCAACACCCCAUCGGUCCCUUCCCCAGGGUCCAGUCCCCAACAAGGUUGAAGAGCCCACCCCCAGACGGCCCUGCAGCUGGUGGGCUGGCCCCCCCCCCACCAGACAAGGGCAGCCCCCAGGCUGUGACCAACCAGCAUUUCAUCAUGGUGGAGGUUCACCAACCCAACAGCGAGCCCGACGUCAACGAAGUGAGGCCCUUACCCCAGGCCAGAGCCUCCACGCUCUCCCAGCUGUCGGACAGCGGGCAGACCCUCAGCGAGGACAGCGGGGUGGACAUCGGGGAGGUCGAGAUGAGCGGCAAGGACAAGAGCCGGCAGCCGCGCGGGGGCUCAGCGCACAACUGCGGGAAGCUGAAGGUGGGCCACGUCAUUUUGGAGGUGAACGGCACGGGGCUACGGGGCAAAGAGCACCGGGAAGCUGCCCGUAUCAUCGCCGAAGCCUUUAAGUUGAAGGAAAAGGACUAUAUUGAUUUCUUGGUGACAGAAUUCAACGUUGCCCUUUAG